UUGACAUUUUAAUGCAUGCUAGUGCAAGUCUUGGUGUACCGUUAUUGUUGAAGUUAAUGAAUUGCAUGAAUGAAGUGAUUUUUGGUUUCUAAAGUUAGAUUUACAGUCUCAGAUGCAUAAUGAUAUCCAGGUAAGAGAUGAACUUGAACAACUUCUAGAUGACGAUGAUGACAUGGCAGACCUCUACUUAUCAAGGAAACUGGCUGGGCCUGCUUCUCCUGUAAGUGGUUAUGGUGUGUCUAAUUGGUUUCUAAACUCUCCUACAGCAGGCUCGAAGGUUUCCAGAGUAAGUAGGACAAGUGUGGGAACAAUCCAUGGAGAAAAUGAUGUUGAGGAACUUGAAAUGUUGCUUGAGGCAUACUUUAUGGAAAUUGAGAGCACGAUGAACAAACUGACCGUGUUGCGUGAAUACAUUGAUGACACAGAGGACUACAUCAAUAUUCAGCUGGACAAUCAUCGAAAUCAGCUGAUUCAGCUAGAGCUCUUCUUAAGCUCUGGUACUGUUUGUUUGUCUGUCUAUUCUCUGGUGGCUGCAAUAUUUGGCAUGAAUAUCCCUUAUCAAUGGAAGGAAGGCCAUGGGCAUGUAUUUAAAUGGGUGGUCAUUCUUACCGCUGUUGCUUGUGGAUCUCUUUUCCUAUCAAUAAUUUCUUAUGCUCGGCACAAGGGACUUGUUGGAUCUUGAUAUUUACAUAUCGAGUUUUGAGGGAGUGACAAAAAAGCUCAGAUUACCAGGAGCAUGCUGCCACAUCUCUCUUUCCAAGCUUUGGGUGGCUUUAAAAUACUAUCAACAACUCGAUCCAUCCAUUUUCAUGUGUUAGUUAGUUGAUCUAUAUUUGCUCAUGGAAAGCUUUGAAGCGCAGAAGGCGAUUAAAUUUUGGCCUACAUACAUAUGUGUCAAAGAUUCAAUCUUUCCUAAAAAUGCAGAUUCAAACCAAUGUUUUUGGCCUUUUGGGUUCUACAGUACCAGUAUUGAGGCAGAACUAUACUUGGGUUUGGGGAUGCCCAUGUCUCAAAUUUUGCUUCUUCCCCAUAGAAUUUUACAUAAAUAGUUAUUUGGCUCCCCUGAAGUAAUAAUA
Molecule: messenger RNA, 1076 nt
Organism: Ilex paraguariensis (yerba mate)
Lineage: Eukaryota; Viridiplantae; Streptophyta; Magnoliopsida; Aquifoliales; Aquifoliaceae
Source: the annotation of a GenBank genome assembly